UCGACAACAUGUGGUUGGGUCAAUGGCGAUGCAGCAUCGCCGGUGACUUGCCCGCAGGAGGAAUCGUGUUUCUCAUUCACCUCCCAGAGCGUGCACGCCUGCUGCGCCGGUCUCGUCAUGUGUUUCCCCCCAACAACAUGUCUGGACUCGACCGCUUAUGUCACCGCGUGCAACAUUACCUGCCAAGAUGAUCUGUCUACGUUGAAAUGCACGGCUGAGAGUAGCAAGUAUUGCUUCUCCCAAUACUGGAACGGUACGAUCCCGAUGUCGCAAUGGGGCUGCGCCAAUUCGCCUUUUACGCAAACCGUAGAAAGCACCUUUGUGGGUCAAGCGUUAGUGACUGGGAGUGGCUCGAAGACGGCAUCGGAAAGUGGAUCUGCUGCAACAAGCUCAACAGGCUCAGAAUCAACUGCAUCCACUACCUCCGGAUUGAGCACUUUUGAGAUCGUAGGAAUCGCCUUUGGGUCAUUCAUUGGUCUUGUGCUCAUUUUGGGUUUUCUCAAGUCGAUUAUAUUUCCCGCUCCUCCCACGAACCCCAAACAGUCACAACAUCCGAACAACUCCUCAUCUGAAAACAUCCAACUCGGACCAACCAACCAUGGUCACCCUGGAGGGCCCUUACCACCACAAGGUCCAAAUAUAACAUACAACAUCUACGGCCAACCGACUCCUCCGCCCCUCAACAACGCAUCCCCGCCUCGUGGGUAUUUUAACUACUCGCCACACGCGCUUUCGCAGGAAAACAUGGACAGAUUCCAGUCGCAGAACUCAGUUGGACGUGCAAGGACUGUGCUAAGCGAUAGCGGAUACUCGGAUGUCAGCGAUCUGCAUGAUUUUUCACAGAGUCCACGCAGUGAGUAUGGAAGGCCGCCUGUGCGUUCGUCAGUGAUCUCCGCUGCCCCUGGACACGUGCCCCGUGUAUAGUAGAUGUAAAUAUAGAAUAGUUUAAAUAGUUGCUUAUCCU
Messenger RNA from Hyaloscypha bicolor E, 964 nucleotides. RefSeq lists its product as uncharacterized. Bases 118 to 924 code for a protein of 268 amino acids. Lineage: Eukaryota; Fungi; Ascomycota; Leotiomycetes; Helotiales; Hyaloscyphaceae. The transcript is spliced from 3 exons. The record is from RefSeq and is a predicted model, not a curated record.